CGAGUGAGUUGAUACUUGAGAAAAGGAGUUAGCUUUAUAUUCACCUCACCGCCCCCGCGUGUAUCUUUACCAAUUUAUUCCGAGGACAAAGUGGUUAUUGUUUGACAUGGACGGCGAUAGAAAGUAAACAGAGGAGAGAGAAGGAAUGGGAGAUGUUCAUGUUCUUGUGAAGGAGGGGAUCCCAUAUAUCCUUUUCGCGUUGAAUUCCCAAAUAGCUUUUUAGGUGACACGCAGAGAGAGAGAGAGAGAGAGAGAGAGAGAGAGAGAGAGAGAGAGAGAAGGGAAGAAGCAGGUAGACAGAUAGAUAGGAAACUUAACAAAAGGGAAAGGAAAUAGCAAUAGCAAUAGCAAUGAAUUAGUAGUUAGUUGAUUUUGUUUGUGUUUGUAAAAAGCUAGUUUUGAUUGUAUUGGCAACGAAAGCAUCCAUGGAGCCAGUUGUUCGACCCUUGAAAAUGUGAAUUUGUCUAUAUUGAAGUGUUCUUAUCUUAUCUCGCCACACACUAAUUUCGUUUUCUGCCUGGUGGGCUCACAGGCUUAGAACCCAAGUGUAAGUUUCACACACAUUCGUUGCUUUAUUUUCUCCUCCCAUAAAGUCAAGCAAGUACCCCCAGAAAGGCAGUCUCCGAUAAGAUUCAUUUCUCACAAAUUCUCUCUUUUUUUCUCUCUCUCUAAAUCUCACAAACUCAAAACCCAACCAAAUCAAACCAAACCAAUUCACACUGGGAAACUGCAACCCCAUAUUUCAAAUAAAGAAACUGAUUGGCUUUUGGGAUUGAUUGGAUUCAGCUGGAGCAUCAACCAUCAUACACAUACUGCAACACAAUUGAAUGAAAUGAGAGCGGGUCUAAGCACCAUCCAACAAACCCUGACGCCCGAGGCGGCAAGCGUUCUCAACCACUCAAUCGCCGAGGCUGGCCGUAGAAACCACGGCCAAACCACGCCGCUCCACGUGGCAGCCACGCUGUUAGCCUCUCCCUCCGGCUUCCUCCGCCAAGCCUGCAUUAAAUCCCACCCCAAUUCCUCUCACCCUCUUCAGUGCAGAGCCUUGGAGCUAUGCUUCAGCGUCGCACUCGAGCGAUUGCCUACUUCGCAGAACACCACUACUUCCAUUGACCCUCCAAUCUCCAAUGCUCUCAUGGCUGCCCUCAAACGCGCCCAAGCUCACCAGCGCCGCGGUUACCCUGAGCAACAGCAACAGCCUCUCCUCGCCGUUAAAGUCGAGCUCGAACAGCUCAUCAUAUCCAUUCUCGAUGACCCCAGCGUUAGCAGAGUCAUGAGGGAAGCCAGCUUUUCAAGCCCCGCCGUUAAAGCCACCAUCGAACAGUCCCUUAAUUCCGUCCCUUCCGCCGUUAAUUCCAAUCCCAUAGGACUUGGAUUCCGCCCUAGUACGGUGGCUCCGGCCCCCGCGCCGGGGAGGAGCCUUUAUCUGAACCCGCGGCUGCAGCCGCAACAGGGGAGUGCUGCGCAAUUGGGACAGCAGAGGGGGGAAGAGGUGAAGCGAAUUAUGGAUAUAUUGCUGAGGGCGAAGAAGAGGAACCCGAUCUUGGUGGGUGAAUCGGAGCCUGAAGCUGCGAUCAAGGAGGUGAUUAAGAAGAUUGAGAACAAGGAAUUGGGAGAUGGAGCUUUUGCUAAUGCUCACGUGAUUCGUUUGGAAAAGGAGCUUCCUUCUGAUAAGGCGCAAAUAGCAGCGAGGGUGAAGGAGUUGGGGGAUUUGAUUGAGACCCGUAUGGGGAAUUCGGGUUGUGGAGGGGUUUUCGUUGACUUGGGUGACUUAAAGUGGGUGGUGGAGCAACCGGUGGGGUUUGGAGUUGGCGGUGGUUUGGGUAACAUGCAGCAAGUUACGCUUGCCGACACUGGUAAGGCUGCUGUUGCGGAGAUGGGGAGAUUGGUGAGCAAGUAUGGUGAGGGUGGUGCUGGCAGGCUUUGGUUGUUAGGUACUGCUACUUGUGAGACUUAUUUGAGGUGUCAGGUUUAUCAUCCUUCCAUGGAAAGUGAUUGGGAUCUUCAGGCAGUCCCAAUUACCACCAGAGCACCCCUCCCUGGAAUGUUUCCAAGGCUUGGGACCAAUGGUAUUCUGGGUACUUCACUUGACUCUUUCUCCGCGUUGAAGACCUUGCCAACUACGACAAUCACUCCACUGAGGCGUGCCUCAGAGAACGUAGAUCCUGCUGCAGUAUCAAUUUGCUGCCCUCAAUGUAUGCAGAACUGCGAGCAAGAAGUAGCAGAUAUGUUUAAAGAAACUGAGAAGUCUGAUUCUGAACUCAAAUCAGAGGCAGCGCGACCGCCCCUUCCACAGUGGUUACAGAAUGCUAGAAAUAAUAAUGAUAAUGCUAAAGUAAUGGAUCAGGCUCAGAGUAACAGCCAAGAAGUGAAUGUGAAGAAGAGGACUCAAGAGAUACAGAAGAAAUGGCAUGAUGCCUGCUUGAAUCUACAUCCUAAAUUUCAUCAGCAAAAUGUGAUGAGCACAGAGAGAAUUACGCCAACUCCUUUGUCGAUGACGGGCCUGUACAAUGUGAGUUUACUGGGACGCCAACUUCAACCCAAAAUACCACUGAACAAAAACCUCGGAAGCUCAUUGCAAUUGAGCUCAAAUCCAAUGCCAAUCCCCCCACCGGAGCGUGCAGCGAGCCCACGGCAAAGCACGGUAACAACCGACCUGGUCCUGGGGCAAACAAAGCCAGCUGCUGAUACCCCUCCAGAAGAAACACACAAGGAACGCAUCAAUGACUUCUUGAGCUGCCUGUCUUCCGAGUCCCAAGACAAGUUUGAUGAAUUGCAAAGCAAAAAACUACUGGAUGCAGACUCUUUCAAGAAGCUCCUGAAAGGUCUGACGGAAAAGGUGUGGUGGCAGCAGGAUGCGGCAUCAGCAGUGGCCACCACAGUGACCCAAUGCAAACUAGGCAAUGGUAAAAGACGCUCCAAGGGUGACACUUGGUUACUGUUCGUGGGUCCUGAUAGAAUUGGUAAGAAGAAAAUGGCAGCAACUCUUUCUGAGGUGGUAUCUGGCUCCAACCCAAUCAUAAUACCCCUUGCACAACGCCGUGGAGAUGGAGGAGACUCCGAUGCCCCUCAUGUCCGUGGAAAAACCGCACUUGAUCGAAUAGCAGAGGCCAUCAGAAGAAACCCACUCUCUGUCAUCGUGCUUGAGGACAUCGAGGAAGCUAACUCCCUUCUACGCGGAAGCAUAAAACGAGCCAUGGAACAAGGCCGGUUCCCUGAUUCUCAUGGCCGUGAAAUCAGUCUCGGGAAUGUCAUGUUCAUCCUCACAGCAAAUUGGUUGCCAGAGGAUCUCAGGUACCUCUCCAACGGAUCUCCACUGGACGAAGAAAAGCUUGCAGAUUUGGCGAGUGGGGGGUGGCAACUACGCAUAGCAGUGGCUAAGAGGGCAUCAAAACGCAGACCUAGUUGGUUAUCCGAUCAAGAAAGGUCUUUGAAGCCCCGAAAAGAAGUGAAUUCCGGUUUAUCCUUUGAUCUCAAUGAAGCUGCUGAUGAUGAUGCAGAGGAUGACAGGGGAGAUGGGUCACUCAAUUCAAGCGACUUCACAGUUGAUCAUGAAGACAACAAUCACGAUCUAGGAAGGUCUCUCUCAAUACCCCGUGAGCUGUUGGAUUCUGUGGACGAUGCCAUUGUCUUCAAGCCCUUGAAUUUUGAUCUCAUUCGCCGGAAUUUCUCGGCAUCCAUCGCAAAAAGGUUCGCCGCCGUCGUCGGGAACGGGGUUUCAAUUGAAGUGCAAGAGGAGGCUCUUGACAAGAUUACCAGUGGAGUGUGGUUAGGGCAAACCACCAUUGAUGAAUGGAUGGACAAAGUGUUGGUUCCAAGUUUCCACCAACUGAAAAAGAAUUUGAAUUCGUGUACAAAGGAGCAUGAGUCUUUGAUGCUGGUUAGGCUCGAAGAUGACGGCUACUCCGAUUGCCGGAGCUCCCAAGAGUGGCUACCUGGUAGUGUGAGGGUGGUGGCGGAAUAGUGUUCAAACGCAAAGGGACAUGAGUGGUGGAAUCCGUUUUUGUUGGUGGUAGAAAUGUAAAUAGACCACUUUGGCGGGGCAAAGUCAAAGCCCCUUAGUGUUGAACCAAGAAAAACCGUUACAAGUGUUGUCGGGGAUGUGUCAAUUUUUUUCCCUUAGAAAAAGAUUAAUUAAUUUUUGCGUUAAAAACUUUAUAUUGUUUUCUCUCUCUCUUUUUUUUUUUUUUUUUUUUUGUAAACAUAGGUAUAUUUAUUAAUUAAACUGAGAAUGAUUAUUAUGUUAAUAAAAUGGAGCAUAUAUUACUC
Abrus precatorius (Indian licorice) is the source of this 4269-nucleotide messenger RNA. Its product is annotated as protein SUPPRESSOR OF MAX2 1. The record is from RefSeq and is a predicted model, not a curated record. Gene Ontology annotation, molecular function: ATP hydrolysis activity; ATP binding. The transcript is spliced from 3 exons. Bases 833 to 3964 code for a protein of 1043 amino acids. NCBI's taxonomy places the organism in Eukaryota, Viridiplantae, Streptophyta, Magnoliopsida, Fabales, Fabaceae.